Poeciliopsis prolifica (blackstripe livebearer) is the source of this 3682-nucleotide messenger RNA. RefSeq names its product potassium channel, subfamily K, member 3a (gene kcnk3a). Gene Ontology annotation, cellular component: membrane. The record is from RefSeq and is a predicted model, not a curated record. Gene Ontology annotation, molecular function: open rectifier potassium channel activity; potassium ion leak channel activity. The coding region runs from base 92 to 1294 and encodes 400 amino acids. The transcript is spliced from 2 exons. Gene Ontology annotation, biological process: stabilization of membrane potential; potassium ion transmembrane transport. Lineage: Eukaryota; Metazoa; Chordata; Actinopteri; Cyprinodontiformes; Poeciliidae.
UGAGCCAGCCGAACCGCCCGACCUGCAGCCCCGCGCUGCCUCUCCGCCCGCGCCCCUGACCCCGCACCGCGACCGCACCACACCACCGACCAUGAAGAGGCAGAACGUGCGGACCCUCGCCCUCAUCAUCUGCACUUUCACCUACCUGAUCGUGGGCGCCGCGAUCUUUGACGCGCUGGAGUCUCAGGAGGAGACAACCCAGAAGGAGACGCUGGACAUGAUGAAGCAGGAGCUGCUCAGCACCUUCAACCUCUCCAAAGAUGACUUUGACCUGCUGGAGAAGGUGGUGCUGCAGCUGAAACCGCACAAAGCCGGCGUGCAGUGGAAAUUCGCAGGCUCCUUUUAUUUUGCCAUCACGGUGAUCACGACCAUAGGAUAUGGCCAUGCAGCCCCCAGCACAGAAGGAGGGAAAAUCUUCUGCAUGCUCUAUGCCCUCCUAGGCAUUCCCCUCACUUUGGUCAUGUUUCAGAGCGUUGGUGAGCGGAUCAACACCUUCGUCAGAUACCUGCUCCAUCGCCUAAAGAAGUGCCUUGGAAUGAGGCGCACUGAAGUCUCUCUGGCCAACAUGGUGACCAUUGGUUUCAUAUCCUGCAUGAGCACGCUAUGCGUGGGGGCGAUGGCCUUCUCCCACUUUGAAGAGUGGAGCUUCUUUCACGCGUACUACUACUGCUUUAUCACACUCACCACCAUCGGGUUUGGGGACUACGUGGCACUACAGAACAAAGACGCCCUGCAGACCAAGCCGGAGUACGUGGCCUUCAGCUUUAUCUACAUCUUGACGGGCCUGGCGGUGAUUGGAGCCUUCCUCAACUUAGCAGUACUGAGAUUCAUGACAAUGAAUGCUGAGGAUGAGAAAAGGGACGCCGAGCAGAGGGCUCUUCUCGCCCAUAACGGUCAGGUGGGUGGGCACAUUAACUGCUCCGUAGACCCGGUCUCGCCCUCCUCCACGCCGCCUGGUUGUGGCAGUGGAAGUGCAAUCGGAGGGAGCAGCGGAGGGGCUGCGAGCCGCGGCUUACGUAACGUUUACGCCGAGGUUCUCCACUUCCAGUCCAUGUGUUCCUGCCUUUGGUAUAAGAGCAGAGAGAAGCUGCAGUACUCCAUCCCCAUGAUCAUCCCACGUGACCUCUCCACAUCGGAUACCUAUAUGGAGCAGGGGGAGGCUUUCUCCAACCCUCUGCACUCUAACGGUUGCGUGUGCAGCUUGCACCAUCACUCAGGCAUCAGCUCGGUAUCCACAGGUUUGCACAGCAUCAACACCUACAGGAGACUGAAUAAACGCAGAAGCUCUAUCUAAACAGCUGGAAAACUUUGUUUUACAGUCUUUUUGCGUGCAUCACCAUGUGAGGUAGUCCAGCUGGAGCAGACCAUCAAAGGAACAAAACAGCAGAACUACAGAGAUCUAACUCUACCAAUCUGGGUUUUGUUUUGGAAUUAAAUAAUUUGGUGGCUUGGACUCAAGACGUGGUUCUUCCAUUGAUGGAGCACAAACCUUGUAGUAUUAAGAGUCACACUAAAGCUAAUGGUUAAGUGGCAUUUACUACACGUCUUCUGACACUGUUGCACGUCGGCAAUAUCUUAACUCUAAAAUGAGCAUUUUUGUUGUCAGUAAGUAUGGAUAUGGACUGAAAGAGACGGAAAAGCACUGAGGGAUAUGUAUUAAGAGGAGAAUUUUAUAAAAUAAAACAGUUUCUCAAAAGAAAACUUAUUAGUAAGGAACUCACUUGAUGAGUCAAAGUAAAAUGUGUGUAUAUAUUUGGACACUUCACAUAAAACUUAUUUUUUUCAAUGAGAGCUUUCAAAAAUAUGAAAAAAAACAAUCAUGUUUUUUUUCUUGUAUUUAUUUUUCCACAAUGCAGAUUUUUCUUCCAUGAGACCCUAACUCUAGAUCAAAUGAUAUAUCUCACUGGUUUAAGAUAGCUGACAAAAACACUGCCUUGCAAAAGUAUCUUGAACUUCUUCAUGCUUGUCACAUCAGAAUCAUUCAUUUCAAAGCAUAUUAUUGGGGUAAUAUGAGAAACAAAAAGUUGCUUGCAAAUGCGAAUGUGGCUUUAAAAUAUUUUGUGAGUGAUAGCCUUAAAAAGUUUGCUGUGAAUUUUUUAUUGAAUCUCAAUUAGUUAAUUUAAAUGACCUUGUUUUUCCAUGACUUAAUCUGCAAAUUUUUGUCUGAAACUUUUGACUACUCUUUUUCCAAAACAUUUCACCCUCUGUCGGGUGGAGGGGGAGGAAGGGUUCUUGGACAUCGGUUUUAAUGUCCACAGAUUGAUAAUCGUAAACUUUUCCAGAAUUGUUCAGGCUUUUUGUUUAGGAUCCUUGUCAUGAUGGAAUGUAAAUCUUAAUUCAAAGCUUUACCCUUUACAGCCACUGACAGUUUUACCCGUGUUUUCCUUAUCCACCUUCCCAAUAAGCUCCGACCACCAUUCCUGUUCAUAAUUAUCCACACAGCAGGAUCCUGCUGUUUCAUAUUUUAAUUUGGGCCAGAAAGUACAAUUUUGGUCUUAUUGGACUAGAGCACCUUUUUCUGCAUGUGCCCUUCAUGGUUUAUGACAACCUGCAAACACAAGUUGUCUAAGAAUGAUUUUGUUCUUGCUUCUUUUCUGCUAAAGUCAGAUUUUUGGAUUACAUGCCCAAUACUGAGGACAUAUUCUUCAGGUUUUCUGGUUCCUUCUCUGAUUGGUAAAUUAAUCAGUGCUCUGUGUCAGGGACACAGCUUGAGAUUUAGUUUUAUAGCAAUACACUUCUUUGAAUUUCUCUAUAUUAUUAUUCUUGAGCUUUGUGGAGUGAUUGAUUGUCUUUAUUCAUUGAGGGGCAUCAGCGUAAAGAGGGGUGAAUCAAUAUCCAAAUAAAAGACUUUAAGAUAUAAAAAAACACUUUGUAAUUCAGCAGUACUCAUAAAAUCCCAAUAAAAUGCAUUACAUUUUUAGAUUAUGACAUGACAGAAAAGUAAAAGGGUAAAAACACAUCUGCAAAACACUAUAAAGACCCGACAUGCAAUGUCACCAUUGGCCAUUAGGCUUCCUUUGCCACUUUUUUCCUUAGCUUUAUGAAAUUACUAUGAAUUUAUUUUUUCAUAGGAUGUUUUAUGCAUUAAUCUGAAUUAUGUACAUGUUCUCACCAUAUGUUUUUGUGUAGCUGGACUAUAAUCUGAUAUCUUAAAUCAGAGCAUGUAAGCUCACCUGUGUAUUGUAGAAAGGCAUAUCGUAUUCACUGCUGCACCUUAGAGAACUGUUUGUGCUUCCAGACACUGGGAGUCAGUGUCUGACAUAUUUGAUUCUUUUUAAAUGAAUCCCACCAUGUUGUGUUAUGUAAAUGAUAAGACCUAAUUCAUAUUACUUGUUGGGGAAGUGGGAGGCAUUUGGGUUGAUGCUCUGUACUUUGUGCUCCUCAUAAACAAAGAAACAGCCUCAGAUUUUGCACGUCUUGCACUUAAAGGGGCGGUGGGGCAUUCUCAAGCCCCACAUUCACUUGACUCAACCAUUUGAGGUCUUUUAUGUGUGUUCAUUUUGUUUCAUGGAAGAAUCGACAUUUGUCUUUAUUGUAUUUCUGUAGUUUAUCUUCACAGUGAGUCAUUAUGGUUUUCAGUUUUCUGAAGUCCAUUACUACAGUAAACCUGUUAGCGUUUUUCAGCAACUCACUACUUGAUGAGAAGAGUUGUGUGUGUUACAUGUACAUGUUUUUGUUUUCU